This is a messenger RNA of Plasmodium gallinaceum, 1200 nucleotides long. It is a transcript of the gene RRF1, whose product is annotated as ribosome-recycling factor, putative. Gene Ontology annotation, molecular function: ribosomal large subunit binding. Lineage: Eukaryota; Apicomplexa; Aconoidasida; Haemosporida; Plasmodiidae. The transcript has a single exon. Gene Ontology annotation, biological process: translation. Gene Ontology annotation, cellular component: mitochondrion. The coding region runs from base 1 to 1200 and encodes 399 amino acids. The record is from RefSeq and is a predicted model, not a curated record.
AUGAUAAUUCAAAAUGAAAAAAAAAUUAGAAAAAUAAUAUUAUUUUAUUUUCUAAUUUUUUUCCUUAAUAAAUUUAUAGUUAUUUAUAGCUGCUUAGAUAUAAAGAAAAAAAUAAAAUAUGACAUAUUUUUAACUAAUAAAAAUAAAUAUUCUUCAUGUUUUUUAAAUUUUUAUUUGUAUAAGAAGAAUAUUUUAAAAAAUUUCAGAAAAGUAAUAUAUAACAAUAAAUUUAGUAACAUAAAAACUAAAAAAAAUAUAUAUAUUUUAUAUGCACAUAAGAAAAAAAAGAAACAAGAUAAGAUAGAAGAAAUUUUAAAAAAAAAACUUUUAAAUAAUAAUGAAAAAAAUACAACAGAAGAAGAUGAAACUAUUAAUAAUUCAAAUGAAGAAAUUGUGAUAGAUAAUCAAAUUAAAGGAAAUGAUUCAUUUUCAUUAAAAAAUUACAAAAUUAAAAAAAACCUUCGAGAGGAUAUAGAUGAUAAUGAAGAUAAUAGUACAUCUAAAGAUAAGAAAGAAAUUAAAAAUAAUGAUAAUGAAAAUAAUGAUAAUGAAAAUAAUAAUUUAGGUGAAAAUAGUGUAGAACGUAAUGAAGAUGAAGAGGAAGAGGAAGACGAAGAAGAAGAUGAAGAAGAAGAAGAAGAUGAAGAAGAAUAUGAAAAUACUGAAGAAUAUAUCAAUAAUCUAAAUAAAAUAUGCUUAGAUAAAAUGAAUAAUGUCUAUAAAUAUAUAAGAAAAGAAUCUUAUAGAUUUAACCUAAAUAAUGUUUCAAAUAUUAUGUUUGAAAAUGAAAAAGUAAAAAUAAACGAACGAAUUUAUACAAUAAAACAUAUUUGCCACAUUAAAAAAAAAGAAAAUUUAUUUAUCAUAACUCCAUAUGAUCCUUAUUAUGUUAAUUUUAUUUAUAAACAUUUUGUAAAAGAAUAUAAUGAAUUAAAAUUUUAUAUAAAAGAUAAAUCUGUUUUUGCCAUAAUACCACCUAUAUCUGAAAGUUUAAAAAAUGAAAUUAAAACUAAAAUAAAAAACAAAAUAGAGGAUUCAAAAUUAACCUUAAGAAAUGUUAGAAAAAAAAUGAUGGAUAAAUUGGAAAAAAUUAAAAAUAAAAUUGGAAAAGAUAUUUAUUUUAAACAAAAAAAUUACAUACAAAGUAUACAUGAUCAAACAAAAAAAAAUAUUGAAAAAAUAUUCGAAGAAUUAAAAUGA